Messenger RNA from Sinocyclocheilus rhinocerous, 417 nucleotides. It is a transcript of the gene tmem254, whose product is annotated as transmembrane protein 254. Lineage: Eukaryota; Metazoa; Chordata; Actinopteri; Cypriniformes; Cyprinidae. The transcript has 3 exons. The record is from RefSeq and is a predicted model, not a curated record. Bases 96 to 350 code for a protein of 84 amino acids.
GUGCUGAGCGAUCUCUGUAGUGACUGACUGACCGCUGAGAGGAAACUAGCGCAGUUAACUGUAGUUUAGUUAGUUAGUUAGUUAGAUUAGUCAUCAUGGCCAGAAGUGACGGCAGCUCGUAUUUCAGGAGAUCCAGUCUGUUCUGGAUGGUGGUCGUGACGCUUUCUUUGAGUUUUUUCACGUGGACGGUGUUCUGGCCUCAGGACCUCCCUUACGGCAGUCUGGGUCCUCUGGGCGCUCUGGCGAAGCAUUUGGUGGACUAUCAUUAUCCUGUGCUGUAUUACGGAUGGUUUCUGACGUGGGUCAUCCAUCUGUUCGAGGCUCUUUUUGCGCUGAAGGUCUGCAGGUAAGACACUGUGUUUUUAAUGAUAGUUUACAGUAUCAGGGUGUUUCAUCUUUUCUACCACAAGGUGGCAG